Mytilus trossulus (common blue mussel) is the source of this 1026-nucleotide messenger RNA. RefSeq names its product collagen alpha-1(I) chain-like. The transcript has 5 exons. Gene Ontology annotation, molecular function: extracellular matrix structural constituent conferring tensile strength. Gene Ontology annotation, biological process: extracellular matrix organization. Lineage: Eukaryota; Metazoa; Mollusca; Bivalvia; Mytilida; Mytilidae. The record is from RefSeq and is a predicted model, not a curated record. The coding region runs from base 1 to 1026 and encodes 341 amino acids.
AUGUCAAUAUAUACAUGUCUAUGGUAUUGUCUAGCAGCAUUUGUCGUUCUUCAACCUGAUGCUAGAUAUACAGAAACGAUUUACGAAAUAGAACUUUCUGGACCUCCAGGACCGCCAGGACCGCCAGGACCCCCAGGGCGUGGUAUGCCUGGUCCCAAAGGGAAAAGAGGAUACACUGGACAAACUGGAACUCCAGGUUAUAGAGGCAAAAUGGGACCUUCUGGACCAACUGGACCAGCGGGACCAUCUGGACCAGCUGGACCAUAUGGACCAACUGGACCAAAAGGAACGAAUGGAACAACAGGACCGACUGGACAAACUGGAGAUUAUGGUCCAAAAGGAGUGACUGGGAAAACAGGACCAAUUGGGCCUUCUGGUCCUAGUGGACCUACAGGAUAUAAAGGAAUACAGGGAAUUCAAGGUGAGACUGGACCAACUGGGCCACUCGGACCAUCAGGUCCUACUGGAUCAUCAGGACGGGUUGGAGAUACGGGAGCGUCUGGACCAACGGGGAAAACGGGACCAUUUGGACCGAGUGGUAUCACAGGACCAACGGGACCACGUGGACCUACUGGUCUCUCAGGACCCCCGGGAUCAAAUGGAAAUCAUAAUCUAGAGUGUACCUCCAAUGGAUUUCAGUUUGACGAAGGAACGUCCACUUGUAUAAAGUUAGUGUCAACAAAUGGAACUACAUGGGAGGAUGCAAGAAAAUAUUGCCAACAAUAUGAAGAUGGUGACUUAGUUAGCAUAGUAUCAAAGGAAAAAUGGGAAUUCAUCAUGGGAAACUUUAGUGACAAUGGAGCUCUAUGGAUAGGGCUAAAGGAUAAGACAUGGCUGACCGGGGAAAGUUUCAUCAACAUUUACGAGGUCAAUAUACAACUUAAUGAUUUCGAUUCUGGUUUUCCUUCGGAACCAAACAACUCAUGCGGCAUACCAAACCCAUUAAGCUCUACACAACUCCAAGAUGAAAACUGUAGUAUUAGGAAAAGACCCAACUUUCUUUGUGAAAUCGUUAUGGCACAAUAG